CAUGAUUGCUAUUUUCUUUUUAACCAGGUCAUGAGAAAAGUUAGGGUGAGCAUCUACGAGUAUCAGCUGGAAAGCAUGUUUGUUCAGCACAUGAGGCCGAUAAUUGUUCAGUUGUAUAUGGAUUUGCUUUUGUUGGACUGUGCUGCUUUAAAGUUCUGGAUUGGUGCUAUCAGUGAAGAUGCCCCCUUGUGCUGCAUUCGGGACUUUCUUGAUUCAAAAACCAGCUGUGAUCUGUUGCAGGAAAGAUUCAGAAAAGAAAACACCUCUAAAUACCGAAGAUUAUGUCUAACUUUAGCAUACUUGAAACUGCAGAAUCACCGCCACCAACAGCUAUGGUUGCACAGUUCGUCGACGUCCAGUAUUCCUCCGAAAUUCAACUCUCUCUCUCUUUUUUCUCUCCAACUCAGUGCGUCUCUAUUCUUCCAGCAAUGGAGCUUGCAUAAUCACUUGAGAAAUUGGCAAAUGAAAGCUGCUUCACUUGCACAGUGUAAAACAUUCAUUGUUAUUGCCCAGGGUUGUGAUUCUGGAUGCUAACAUGAUUAACCACAGGUUGGUGUUCCUUGGGAACUUGGUGCGGAGAAAUUGCUGCAUAUUAUGGGUUUACUUCGACUACAUGAGGAGCUUCAGAGUUGAAUUUGAUGAGUUUUUUGAGGAAGGAAUAAUAUCAGAAAUUGAAGUUGGAUUAGGUCUCUGUGGAGAGCUACGGUAUCCUUCUUAUCCUGAACGGCAUGGUUGGAAAUAUCCUGGUAUUGGUGAAUUCUAGUUGCAGGAAACGCGUGUUAUUUUGCUGCUACGUAAGUUUGGUCGCCUGCUGCAUUGUCCCAGAUGAUCGAGCUCCCGCUCCGGACAACAUAAAAUAAGGCAACACCAACUACACACGACACGUCCACAUGUCAUUUCUGCCUCACAGUCGCAGCCACUCCAAAACACACGCCACUCAGCCGCCGCUUCCCACAAAGUAGCAAAACCAAAACACAACUCUUCCACUUCUUCGUCGCUUCUUCUUCUUCUGCAGAGACAUCAGUGUUACGCCGCAUAAACUCGCAUUCUGACACCCAUGGCUUACUCCACCGCUGCUCCGCCGUCCACCUCCUUCAUCGGCAACAAGGCCCCUUUUGAUCUGAAUCUCUCUGCUUUCUCCUCCGCAACGCCGAUUUCCAGUCAGAAAUGCAAGAGAAAAUCCAAGAAAAUUUGCUCCGUCAUGGCUUCUCAGCAAUCGGAGCGCAAGCCCGCCACCACCGGCUCGGUUAAGACGGGGAUGACGAUGACUGAGAAGAUAUUUGCUCGAGCUUCUGAGAAAACCCAGCUGAGUCCGGGUGAGAAUGUUUGGGUUGAUGUCGAUGUUUUGAUGACCCAUGACGUCUGUGGCCCCGGUUCAUUUGGAAUCCUCAAGAAAGAGUUCGGCCAGAACGCAAAGGUUUGGAACCGCGAAAAGGUUGUAAUCAUACCUGACCAUUAUAUAUUUACAACUGAUGAACGUGCAAACCGUAAUGUGGAUAUCUUAAGGGACUUGUGCAUGGAGCAAAACAUCAAGUAUUUCUAUGAUAUCAAGGAUCUAAGUAAUUUCAAGGCCAACCCAGAUUAUAAGGGCGUAUGCCAUGUUGCUCUUGCUCAAGAAGGUCAUUGCAGGCCAGGGGAGGUUCUGCUGGGUACAGAUUCUCAUACAUGUACUGCUGGAGCUUUUGGACAAUUUGCUUCUGGAAUUGGGAACACUGAUGCAGGAUUUGUAUUGGGCACUGGGAAGCUUCUGCUCAAGGUGCCACCAACAUUGAGAUUUGUGAUGGAUGGUGAAAUGCCCGACUAUUUGCUUGCCAAAGAUUUGAUUCUGCAAAUUAUUGGUGAAAUAACUGUUGCUGGUGGAACAUAUAAAGCUAUGGAAUUUGUUGGCAGCACUGUUGAAAGCUUAUCUAUGGAAGAACGAAUGACAUUAUGCAACAUGGUUGUUGAGGCUGGAGGUAAAAAUGGUAUUGUUCCUGCUGAUAGCACUACAUUUAAUUACCUUGAGGAUAACACGUCUGUUCCCUAUGAACCUGUUUACAGUGAUGCUAAAGCAAGAUUUCUUAAAGAGUACAGAUUUGAUAUCUCAAAAUUGGAGCCAUUGGUGGCAAAGCCUCAUUCUCCAGAUAAUCGUGCUUUAGCAAGAGAAUGCAAAGAUGUGAAAAUUGACAGAGUAUACAUCGGUUCUUGCACUGGUGGAAAAAUGGAGGAUUUUAUGGCUGCAGCCAGAGUUUUUCUAGCAUCUGGGAAAAAGGUCAAAGUUCCCACAUUUCUUGUGCCUGCUACCCAAAAGGUUUGGAUGGACGUGUAUAGUCUGCUAGUUCCAGGGUCUGGUGGCAAGACUUGCUCCCAGAUAUUUGAGGAAGCUGGAUGUGACGCACCUGCAAGUCCCACUUGCGGUGCUUGCAUGGGGGGUCCGAAAGACACGCAUGCACGCUUAAAUGAACCUCAGGUAUGCGUCUCGACAACAAACAGGAACUUCCCAGGUCGAAUGGGUCACAAGGAAGGCCAGAUAUAUCUCGCUUCCCCCUAUACGGCGGCUGCGUCAGCUUUGACUGGUUACGUCACCGACCCGAGAGAGUUUUUGCAGUAAGCAGUUUUAUCAUUACAAUCUGAUCAGUGUAUGUCAUCUUUAUAUUCUGCAACUAAAUGCUGUUAGAUAGCAGAGAUUACGGAAUAAUGGGUAUAACAUCCAUCCUACAAGGUUUUAUGUUUUGUGAUUGUCGGGUAGCAGCCAUAUUGUAUGUGUAAUCGUUUGAGCAUGUUAGAAUGUAUUUAUGAAACGAUGGAAUAAAGAGGGCUUGUCGGUGAA
Pyrus x bretschneideri (Chinese white pear) is the source of this 2809-nucleotide messenger RNA. RefSeq names its product 3-isopropylmalate dehydratase large subunit, chloroplastic-like. Gene Ontology annotation, molecular function: 3-isopropylmalate dehydratase activity; 4 iron, 4 sulfur cluster binding. The record is from RefSeq and is a predicted model, not a curated record. Bases 1058 to 2590 code for a protein of 510 amino acids. Gene Ontology annotation, biological process: amino acid biosynthetic process. Lineage: Eukaryota; Viridiplantae; Streptophyta; Magnoliopsida; Rosales; Rosaceae. The transcript is spliced from 21 exons.